AUGAAGCGUGCAAAUACUAUUAGCUUUUCAGUUGAGAUCGGCCUCCGUUUCAUCGGCAUGUGGCCGGAUUCGGCUUAUCCGAAUUUUUAUUGGUUUAGCUACAUGACAACAGUAGCCAUAGUGCAAUAUUACCAAUAUACGUAUAUAUUUGUACACUUUGACUUGAAUGAUCUUUGGCUUCUUAUGGACUGUCUUAGUCUUACUCUAGGAUACAGCCUCGCCUUUCUCAAGCUUCUCGUUUUAUGGUGGAAUCGUCGGAUAUUUUAUUAUAUUUUGAAGGCGAUAGAUGAAGAUUGGAGUGAGUGUGUUAUUAAUGAUUCGUACAAAUCCACAAUGGUGAGCAUGGCAGAUCUGUCGCGCCGUUUUGCUAAUGUAUCGUUCAGUAUUUAUGCCUUCUCUGCUUUCUUUUUAUCAAUUGGCGAGCAUUUGCUUCAGUCGAUGGACGAUCAAUUUGGCAAUAGUUCUCGAGAACUUCCUAUAAAAAUGGAAUUUCCUUUCGAUGUCAGCAAAUCUCCGAUUUUCGAAUGUUUUUUAAUUGGACAGUUUCUUUAUGAUUUGGUGAUAGCUUCUGUAGUUAAUUUGAUAAACGCAUUACUUGUUGCAUUGAUACUUCAUGUGAGUGGUCAGAUCGAUAUUAUGCAACAAGACUUAUUUGAAAUUUCUAACAAAAAAUACGAUAGCAGUACAUUUCUACCUGUUAUCAAAAGUCUCAUCGGCAAGCAUCAAAAGAUUAUUACUUUAUCAGAAAGUAUUGAAAAUUUGUAUACCUAUAUUGCGCUAAUGCAAGUUCUGUGGAAUACGUUGGUUAUGUGUUGCACUGGUUUUGUGAUUAUAAUUGUCGUUAGUAGCGGCGAAGAUACAACAAAUUUGAUCAAAUCAGUGAGCUAUUAUUUCGCGAUAAUGCUAGAGGUUUUUGUAUAUUGCUUUGCAGGAGAAUUUUUAAGUGCCAAAAGCAAGUCGAUUAGCAACUCAGCGUACGAAGCACUUUGGUAUAAUAUGCCGCCAAGCGACAGUCGCAUUAUACUGUUUAUGAUAUUAAGAUGUCAAAAGCGAUUGACAAUCACUGCAGGAAGAUUUAUGGAUUUGACUUUAGAAGGAUUCACAAGUAUAGUAAAGGCUUCUGUCUCCUAUAUAUCAGUAUUAAAUGCAAUGUAUUAA
Messenger RNA from Acromyrmex echinatior (Panamanian leafcutter ant), 1158 nucleotides. Its product is annotated as odorant receptor 82a-like. Lineage: Eukaryota; Metazoa; Arthropoda; Insecta; Hymenoptera; Formicidae. Gene Ontology annotation, cellular component: plasma membrane. The record is from RefSeq and is a predicted model, not a curated record. Gene Ontology annotation, molecular function: odorant binding; olfactory receptor activity. Gene Ontology annotation, biological process: detection of chemical stimulus involved in sensory perception of smell; sensory perception of smell.